Cajanus cajan (pigeon pea) is the source of this 2253-nucleotide messenger RNA. RefSeq lists its product as uncharacterized. Gene Ontology annotation, molecular function: ATP binding; protein serine/threonine kinase activity. NCBI's taxonomy places the organism in Eukaryota, Viridiplantae, Streptophyta, Magnoliopsida, Fabales, Fabaceae. The record is from RefSeq and is a predicted model, not a curated record. Gene Ontology annotation, biological process: protein phosphorylation.
CUUCUAUUUUCAUCGCCAGGGGAAGGCCAUGUCAUGUACAGAGAGAAAGACAGCUUGAAGACAGAAUUCAGUUCCUCGCCGGAGCCAUUGCCGUUAGCAUUGUUCAACCAAAUUCCUACUCUCUCUCGGGUUUCGCGGGAUCUUAAUAAUAACACUCUUUUCACAACGCGGGGUUUUGAGUGAAGUGUUUGGGAAUGGUUAGAAGGCUGAUUGUUGGGCGUUGAAGUGAGGAAAUGGAUUCUGCAAGGAGUUGGCUUCAGAAGUUCCAGCCUCGAGAUAAAACCAGGGCUGGUGCGAAGAAAAAGGAGGAGGAGGAGGAUAGUAAUGGAGGAAACCAGGAUUUGAGUGCAGCAGUGGAUGAAGCAGCGCUUUCCAGUGUCACCAAGCAGAAGGUGGCAGCAGCAAAGCAGUACAUUGAAAACCAUUACAAGGAGCAAAGGAAGAACCUUCAGGAGAGGAAGGAGCGUCGAACCAUCUUGGAAAGGAAGUUGGCUGAUGCUGAUGUCUCCGAGGAGGAUCAAAACAAUCUGCUUAAAUUUUUAGAGAAAAAGGAAACUGAAUAUAUGCGCCUUCAGAGGCAUAAGAUGGGUGUUGAUGAUUUUGAGUUAUUAACAAUGAUUGGAAAAGGUGCAUUUGGGGAGGUCAGAGUCUGUAGGGAGAAGACAAGCGGUCAUGUAUAUGCAAUGAAGAAGCUUAAAAAAUCAGAGAUGCUUCGCAGAGGCCAGGUUGAGCAUGUUAAAGCUGAAAGGAAUCUCCUUGCAGAGGUUGACAGCAAUUGCAUUGUCAAACUUUAUUGUUCUUUUCAGGAUGAUGAAUAUUUGUAUCUUAUUAUGGAGUACCUACCGGGUGGGGAUAUGAUGACUCUACUUAUGAGAAAGGAUACCUUGACUGAAGAUGAAGCCAGAUUUUAUGUAGGAGAAACAAUUCUGGCCAUCGAAUCUAUACAUAAACACAAUUAUAUACAUAGGGAUAUCAAGCCAGACAACUUAUUACUUGAUAGAUAUGGACACUUGAAAUUGUCAGAUUUUGGACUUUGUAAACCAUUAGAUUGUAGUACACUUGAAGAAAAGGAUUUUUCUGUGGGUCAGAAUGUGAAUGGAUCUACACAAAAUGAAGAGCGCACAGCUCCCAAACGCUCACAACAAGAACAACUGCUACAUUGGCAAAUGAACAGGAGGACACUUGCUUAUUCCACAGUUGGUACACCAGAUUAUAUUGCCCCAGAAGUUCUUUUAAAGAAAGGUUAUGCGAUGGAAUGUGAUUGGUGGUCACUCGGAGCUAUUAUGUACGAAAUGUUGGUGGGAUAUCCACCUUUUUAUUCUGAUGAUCCGAUGUUAACUUGUAGGAAGAUAGUAAAUUGGAAAACUUACCUGAAAUUUCCUGAAGAAGCUAGGCUAUCCCCAGAAGCUAAAGAUCUUAUUAGUAAACUUCUGUGCAAUGUCAAUCAAAGGCUGGGGUCAAAAGGUGCAUAUGAAAUAAAGGCUCAUCCAUUCUUCGAAGGUGUUGACUGGGAUAAGUUGUAUCAAAUGGAAGCUGCAUUUAUUCCUGAGGUUAAUGAUGAGUUAGAUACUCAGAAUUUUGAAAAGUUUGAUGAGUCUGACAGCCAAACUCAAUCGUCAUCAAGAUCUGGUCCAUGGAGGAAGAUGCUUUCGUCUAAGGACUUGAAUUUUGUUGGAUACACAUACAAGAACUUUGAAAUUGUCAACGAUUAUCCAGUUCCUGGGAUGGCUGAACUGAAGAAGAAACCGUCCAAGCCAAAGAGGCCAUCCAUCAAAUCACUUUUUGAAACACCAGAAGAGACUGAUAUGUCUGCAAAUAAUGAAGGAAGCUUUUUAAAGCUCUUGCCCCCCCAGUUAGAGGUAUCAUCUCAUCGUGACAAGAAUCUUCCUCCCAGGCCCUAACAAGCCAAUCACGUGAUCUAUCCAGUCUGACACUGUAGGAAUCAUAACACAUAGCAUUUUCACUAUUUCCACCCUUAAAAUACCAUUCUUCUUCGUUUACACUAAUGCCUUGGACCAGUCUCUUGUCACUGGCCACAACUAUUGAUUUGUACAUCACUUACUUCGUCUUCGUUGCUACACUAAACAGAUACCCAAUGUCAAUGAAUACUACUGGCUACCAUGUAUAUUCGCCUUCUCUUUUGCGUUAAUGAUAGCAAAGCAUUUAUCCCUGUAAUAUUGGAGUGUAAUGACUGAUAAAUUAUUUACCAGAACCAGACCUGUUUGAAUUUAUUUUAACUGCCAAUAAUCUGCA